CAGUCCGAGGGCGGGGCGGAGCUCACAGCCGGGAGGCCCCGAGCGGCGCGGGAUGGCCGGCAGGAGCCAGGACCGGAGCCUGCGGGAGGAGCUGACAUGUGCCAUCUGCUGCGACCUCUUCAGGGAGCCCGUCAUGCUGGACUGCAUGCACCACUUCUGCAAGGCCUGCAUCCAGGGCUACUGGGACAGCGGCACCCGCGUCCCCUCCUGCCCCCAGUGCCGCCGCGAGUUCCCUGGCCGGGCGUUCCGCACCCACUACCUGCUGUCAGGGCUGGUGGAGAAGGUGCGGCGCUGCAGCUCUCAGGAGCACCGGCAAAAGAUGCAGAAGCACCUGGAAGAUGCUUUGCAAGCUCGUCAAAAGGAGAUGGAGAACUUCUUACAGAGGAAGCAUGCGGUGCAGGAAGAUAUCUGUGGCCUGACGAAAGUGUCUGGGGAGCUGAACUUAAAGAUCCAGGCAGAGUUUGCCCGCCUUCAUCAGAUCCUGGAAGAGGAGGAGAGAGCUGUGCUGGCAGAGCUGGGCGAAAAGGAAGAGCAGUCGCUGGCACGGCUGCACGGGGACGUCCUCCGGCUGGAGGAGGGGAUGUCGGUGCUCCAGAGGGACAUGGAGCGCAUAGAGCAGACCCUGGGCAAGAUGGAAGAAGUGUCGUUGCUGGAGGUGGAGAGCCUGGAUAUCAGGCCCUUGGUGCGUGUUGAGACCCAGCCUGCCUUCAACCUGGAGCACUACAGGGACAGCCACAGCGGCCCCUUGCAGUACAUCUUCUGGAGACGGAUGCUGCGGUCCAUCUGUCCCGCUCCUGCCCCACUCACCUUCGACCCUGAGUCAGCCCACCCCAACUUGGUCUUCUCCAGAGACCUGACGGCAGUGACGGAGAGGAAUCGAGCCCAGCCUGUCCCCAGCAGCCCCCGGCGCUUCCUUCAGUGUGUCAACGUCCUGAGCGCGCAGACCUUCAACAGCGGCCGGCACUACUGGGAGGUCUGGGUGGGCAGGAAAACCAAGUGGGACCUGGGGGUGGCCGCUGAGUCUGUGGACCGGGCAGCGAAGGUCAAGCUGUGCCCGGAGAACGGCUACUGGACGCUUCGCCUGCGGAACAGGACGGAGUACUGGGCCACCACCACCCCAUGGGUGCGCCUGACUCCUCGCCGCCCGCCUUGGAAAGUCGGGGUCUUGCUGGACUGCCAGGAGGGCACUGUCACCUUCUUUGAUGCUGGGGACAUGUCCCACCUCUUCACCUUCCACCAGGUCUCUGCAGAGAGAUACUGCCCCUUCUUUAGCACCUGCUUCAGUGACGGGAGGGUCAACGUGGAGCCCAUGCGCCUCUGCCACCUGGCCCUGUGAGGGGUGGGGGAAGCGGGGUGCAUUGGGAUACCUGUCCCUCCCUCAGGGGGCUCCCUGGGUCUGUGCUGGAGGCCAGUUCUGCACAUGUGGACCUGGUGGGUAUUGGAGGGACUGUUCUGGUUUCAGUUUUGGGAGGGAGGAGGGGGAUGAAUCUCUUCCCAGCUCCCAUCUGCCCUCUUUUCUCUGUCCCAUGGGCUGUGGUCCCUGCACUACAUUGCCGGAGGUGCCUGGCACCCCUUGAAGAGCAGCCUUCCACGGCUGAGUAUUGCAUGGUUCCGUGACCACAGUGGAGGUGGCUGUGGGCUCUUUGCACCUCCUGUUCCUCCUUGUUCCCACCCAUACACCCUGUGGAGGAGGACAGCUGACCCGGAGCACCAUCAGGUGCUUCUUGACACUUGACUCUGUCUCCCCACAGUGGGCUUUCUCUGCUCAGAUUGCUUCUUGGGGACAGGCUCUGCGCCCAGGCCAGCGGCAGAGGGAGCUCGGUGCACGGCUUGGGACCCACCGCAGCCCAGGGACUGCAGCGCUGUCUCCCCUAUGCUUAAUCACCAUUAAAGCUCAUUAGAAAGAC
Molecule: messenger RNA, 1907 nt
Organism: Columba livia (rock pigeon)
Lineage: Eukaryota; Metazoa; Chordata; Aves; Columbiformes; Columbidae
Product: zinc-binding protein A33
Exons: 7
Coding region: 53-1336 (427 amino acids)
Biological process (GO): protein ubiquitination
Cellular component (GO): cytoplasm
Molecular function (GO): ubiquitin protein ligase activity; metal ion binding; protein binding
Source: RefSeq, a predicted model, not a curated record